Orbicella faveolata is the source of this 895-nucleotide messenger RNA. RefSeq lists its product as uncharacterized. Lineage: Eukaryota; Metazoa; Cnidaria; Anthozoa; Scleractinia; Merulinidae. The record is from RefSeq and is a predicted model, not a curated record.
AUGAUUUGCUUUGCACUAACAGGACUAUCUAAAGAAUUCGCAGUAAAGAACUGUCAAGACCUGAAGCUUAAAGUGCCCUCGGUCGUAUCAGGAGUCUAUUGGAUAGAUCCAGAUGGUGGUUCCCGUGGUAACGCAUUCCAGGUCUAUUGCGACCAACAGACGGAUGGUGGAGGCUGGACACUAGUUUGGAGUUAUACCUUCACAGCCUACACUAAUUUCGAUAGUAGCGCAAACGCUGUAACGCCGCGUCCAAGCUGGACAGCCAGUGGAGCUAACACUCGAGUGUCUACAACAGUUCCACUGAGUGAGACACAUUACGAGGCCAUGAACUUUCCUUUGUGGCGCACCAUUGGCAAAGAAUUCCUGGUCAAGAGCAACAUCAACAACUGGAUCGCAUGCAAGGAAGGCACUGGAGACUUGGUGCAACUGAAGGGGGGGUCAAUCACUUGUAGAGUGGUUAAACAGAUUUCAAAGCGGUGUGCUGGUGUGGUGCCGAACUUCGUCCGUUUAUACAGCAGGGGACCGAGUCUCAGCCGAGGCAGUCACUACUACUACUUCGAUGGUGACACGAGUAAUAAUUGGCCUACCCAUGAUCCAUGUGGAACAAACGGGGCAAAUCAGUUAAAAGAUGUGAGUUAUCCACAUGGAAAUAUUUUUGUUCGUUAAAAAUUAUUAGCAACCGCUCACUUCAUUAAAAACCUGCUUUCUGAAUUGUUCUGAAUUGGCAUUAAUUAAUGUAAGCGUGAACAGAAGUUUUAAAUCUAUUAAAAGAACAAUUGCUUUUAUAAGACCCAGUAAAGAAAACGGAAUGUUAUUUCGGUUUAAUUUCAUUAUUUUGAGUGCGUUUCACAGCACCAAAGGUCAUCUUGUGACGUCAUUGCGAGACGUCACAUAC